AUGGUCUCUGGCUCUGUGAGCGCGUCCACCGAUCGUUUUGGCGCCGUGUUGGCCGGUGUGGCCGGUGUGGCCGGCCAGGUGCGGGCGUUGCCGUGGCUUCUGCUGGCUGUGGCAUGGUGCCAGGCGCAGGCGCUGAAGCGGCGGGCGGCUGCUGCGGCGCCGUGCCAGGUGCAGGUGCCUCCAGUGCUGUCACUACAACAGGUGGCUGAUGCUGCGGCGUGGUGCCAGGUGCGAGCUGCUGCUGCGGCGUGGUGCCAGGUGCGGGCUGCUGCUGCGGCGUGGUGCCAGGUGCGGGCUGCUGCUGCGGCGUGGUGCCAGGUGCCUCCAGUGCUGUCACUACAACAGGUGGCUGGUGCUGCGGUGUGGUGCCAGGUGCGGGCUGCUGCGGCGUGGUGCCAGGUGCAGGUGCCUCCAGUGAUGUCAAUACCACAGGUGGCUGAUGCUGCGGCAUGGUGCCAGGUGCGGGCUGCUGCUGCGGCGUGGAACCAAGCGCCUGCUGCGGCGUGGUGCCAGGCGCAGGUGCAGUCACGGCUGCUGGCUGCGGCGUGGUCUGCGGCGUGGUGCCAAGCGGCGUGGUGCCAGGCGCAGGUGCUGCUAGCGGCGGCGGCGGCUGCGCUGUCGCGGCUGGUGGCUGCUGCGGUGUGGUGCCUAGUGGCUGCUGCGGCGUGGUGCCAAGUGGCUGCUGCGGCGUGGCGCAGUCACGGCUGGUGUCUGGCGCAAGUGGUUGCUGCGGUGUGGUGCCAAGUGGUUGCUGCGGCGUGGUGUGAGGUGCAGGCGCAGUCACGGCUGGUGACUGCUGCGGCGUGGUGCCAGGCGCAGGCGCAGUCACGGCUGGCUGCUGCGGCGUGGUGCCAGGUGCAGGUGCUGCUAGCGGUGGCUGUUGCGGCGCUGUCGCAGCUGGUUCUGUCGCAGCAGGCGCAGGUGCUGUUGCGGCUGGUGGCGGUUGCGGUGUGGUGCCAGGUGGUGGCUGCUGUGGCGUUGUGCCAGGGGGCGGUUGCUGCGGCGUGGUGCCAGGCACAGGCACGGUGGCUGAUGCUGGCGGUGGCUGUGGCGCGGCCUUGGCGCACUUGCGUGCCGGACUUGCGGGUGGCCUCACUGCGUGAGCUGCCCGUGCUGCGUUGA
Molecule: messenger RNA, 1122 nt
Organism: Effrenium voratum
Lineage: Eukaryota; Dinophyceae; Suessiales; Symbiodiniaceae
Source: the annotation of a GenBank genome assembly